ACUUCCCAGGCGAGAGCAGCUGGGGCACAGGGGCAUCGCCCAGGAGGGCUGGUGAGUCUUUAAACCGCUGCUGGCUGCUUAGUCACAGCCCCUCGCUUGGGUGUGUCCUUCGCUCGCUCCCUCCCUCUUAGGUCACUCCUAUCCUCAAAAUCUGCCGCCAACUUCCGAGGCGGCCUCAUUGCCCAGCGGCCACCAGCCUCGGACAGGUCUGGUCCGCCUUCCUCGCCCCGUCCUCUCGUGUCCCCCCGCGUCGGGACCCUCCAGCUCCACACGCUUGCACUCUGGGUUCACUGGACACCAUGGACAAGUUCUGGUGGCGCGCAGCCUGGGGACUGUGCCUCGUGCAGCUGAGCCUGGCCCAAGUCCAGAUCGAUUUGAACAUCACAUGCCGCUAUGCAGGUGUGUUCCACGUGGAGAAAAAUGGACGCUACAGCAUCUCUCGGACAGAGGCAGCUGACCUCUGCAAGGCUUUCAACACCACCCUGCCCACCAUGGCCCAGAUGGAGGUGGCUCUCAGCAAGGGCUUUGAGACCUGCAGGUACGGGUUCAUAGAAGGGCAUGUGGUGAUCCCCCGGAUCACCCCUAACGCCAUCUGUGCAGCCAACAACACAGGGGUAUACAUCCUCCCAUCCAACACCUCCCACUACGACACAUACUGCUUCAACGCAUCAGCUCCCCUCGAUGAAGAAGAUUGUACAUCAGUUACAGACCUGCCCAAUUCCUUUGAAGGACAAGUUACUAUAAGUAUUGUCAACCGUGAUGGCACCCGCUACAGCAAGACAGGAGAAUACAGAACAAACCCAGAAGACAUCAACCCCAUCAACCCUUUGGACGAGGAUGUGAGCAGUGGGUCCUCCAGUGAAAGGAGCACUUUGGGAGGUUACACCAUCUUCCACACCCACCUUCCAACCGCACACCCGACCUCUGAUCUGCCGAACACUGGAACCUACGGGAGUACCAUUACCUCAAACAGCCAUGCAGCAGCUCAGCAGCAAAGUAAUUGGAUAUGGUCCUGGUUUGGUAAUUCACAGCCUCAGACUCAGGCUCUCACGACAACAGCGACGACAGCUUUGAUGAGCACUAGUGGUGCAACUCUGGAAACAGCAACCAAGAGGCAAGAAACCCGGGACUGGUUUUCAUGGUUGUUUCAACCAUCAAAGUCCGAGAGUCAUCUUCCCACAACAACAAAAAUGGCUGGUACGGAUUCAAAUACCAUGUCAACAGGCUGGGCGCCCAGUGAAGAAAAUGAAGAGGACAUAGACAAACAUCUCAGUUUUUCUGGAUCAGGCAUUGAUGAUGAUGAAGAUUUUAUCUCCAGUACCAUUUCAACAGCUCCACGAGUUUCUGACCACACAAAACAGUUCCAGGAUUGGAUCCAGUGGAAGCCAAGCCAUUCAAGCACCGAAGCACUACUUCAGACAACCACAAGGAUGACUGAUAUAGACAGAAAUGACACCAUUUCUGGAGAAAACUGGACCCAGGAUGCACAGCCUCCUCUCAUUCACCAUGAGCAUCAGGAUGAAGAGGAGACCCCACAUUCUACAAGCACAACCUGGGCAGCUCCUAGUAGCACAACAGGAGAAACAGCUACCCAGAAAGAACAGUGGUUUGACAGAGGAUGGCAUGGGGAAUAUCUCCAAACACCAAGAGAAGACUCUGACUCAACAGCAGGGACAACUGUCUCAGCCCACAACAGCCAUCCCAGUCAAAGAAUGACAACACAGAGUCAAGAGGACAUUUCCUGGACUGAGUUCUUCGACCCAAUCUCACAUCCAAUGAGAAGAGAUCCUCAGACAGAAAGGAUAGAUUUGGACACCAGUCAUAGUACAUCAGUUCAGCCUACUGCAGAUCCAAACACAGAUUUGGUGGAAGACUCGGACAGGAAAAGACCUCUUUCAGUGACAACUCAGCAGAGUGAUUCUCAGAGCUUCUCUACAUCGCAUGGAGAAAUGGAAGAAGAUAAAGGCCAUCCAACAACUUCUACUCUGACAUCUGGCAAUAGACAUCCUGCCGGAGGGGGCAGAAGAGGUGGAACUAUUUCCGAAGACUCAACUACUUCCCUGGAAGGUUAUACCCCUCAUUAUCCAGACACAAAAGAAAACAGGACCCUCAUCCCAGUGACCCCUGCUAAUACUGGGGCCGUUGGAAAAACUGAAGUUACUGUUUUUGGAGAGCCUAACUCUGAUGUUGAUCACUCCUUACCAGGAGAUCAAGACACAUUCAUAGACCCCAACGAACGCUCCCAUACUACUAGUGAUUCGAAAUCUGAUGGACACUCAAGUGGGACUCGAAGUGGGGCAAGCACGGCCUCUCCUCCUGAAAGGAGACCCCAGAUUCCAGAAUGGCUCAUCAUCUUGGCAUCUCUCUUGGCCCUGGCUUUGAUUCUUGCUGUUUGCAUCGCUGUCAACAGUCGGAGAAGGUGUGGGCAGAAGAAAAAGCUGGUGAUCAACAAUGGCAAUGGAGCGGUGGAGGACAGAAAGCCAAGUGGACUCAAUGGAGAGGCCAGCAAGUCUCAGGAAAUGGUGCAUUUGGUGAACAAGGAACCAUCAGAGACCCCAGACCAGUUUAUGACAGCUGACGAGACACGGAACCUGCAAAAUGUGGACAUGAAGAUUGGGGUGUAAGAUUUACACCAUUAUCUUGGAAAAAAACCCCACAGUUGGAGACACAACCAUUACAGGGACCUGGGACACUUAACAGAUGCAAUGUGCUACUGAUUGUUUUAUUGGGGAUCAUUUUUUAGCAUAAAUUUUUCUAUUCCUUUUUGUUUUUGUGUUUUUUUUUUUUAAAGUCAGGUCCAGUUGAUAAAAACAGCAUUGCUUUUUGAAACGAGAGUCCACCCCCCACCCAAGCCCCACCUGCCAGGUAACAGCCACCAGCCAAGGACAUUCCUGGGACCAGGAAGGAUUGGUUCCUGGGGCCAGGAAGGAUUGGUUCCUGGGGCCAGGAAGGAUUGGUUCCUGGGAGGAAAUUUGAAUGGGUCCAUAUUGCUUCUCCAGUAGCCUAAUCCUGGGUCAUUGGUUUCCAGUGGGGCAGGAGAUUGCGGUGUUCCAGGUGCACAUCCUCUCUUACAGAUGCCCUGGAAGUUUAUGUGUUGCUUCGGGGAGAAACCCAAAGGGUGAAGCUAUUUAUCUGUAGUAAGCUAUUUAUCUGUGUUUUUGAAAUAUUAAACCCUGAACAUCCUUCGAUGAGUAUGACUUUUUUCCCAGAUUACUUUGUCAAAGGAACAAAAGGGUUUAAGCUAAUUCGCAAUAAACAUCUAUACUUUUUCCAUCUUAACCCUUUGUGCUGUGAUCUUUCACUUUCUAAACUGCAGGGUCCAGAUCUCGAUAGCUCUUCAUGAAGAGCUGAGAAUAGUCCCCUAAACUCAGCUCAUAGGCCCCCUUUCCCCCACUCUGCUAAAUUGCCUAGAAGAUCAAGGAAGACAGCACUAUUUUGUUUCUAAAGAGGUCUAAAGGCUUACUCUGCUUUUCUGGAAUCAGAACUGUGAGCAGAAGAGCUCCUGCCAUUUUUCCAUUUCAGUAGCCACCUCUCUCUCCCCUGAAAGGCUUUGAAAAGCCACAUUUCAUGUGCAUGACCCAUCAUUUGUGGAGUCCCAUUUUGCAGAUGCUCAUUCUCUUAGUGAUUUCCAAAAAUAACAGGCAAAUGCCUUUUGACAUUUUGUUUUAAAAAGAGAAGCCAACAGAAAUGAAAGAAGAGUCGGGGCCAACUGAUUAGCACAAGCUGGUGAGGUGGAAUGCUGUGUAAAUCCUGUUUGACUAUGUUUAUGGCUGUAUUUGUUUAUCCUUCGACAUUGUCUGUAUGCACUUGCCCCUCCAGAUGAGUUAAGCAUGUGGGGAAUCCCAAGUUAUAGGCUUCCCACUAUUGGAAUCUUAUCGCAAGAUGAGCAGGUUUAUGGCUAAAUGAAUGAAUAGGCUCUUUGUUCUGACCUCAUGUUUUUUCCGAGUUAACAAGUUUUCCAUGACAUUUCUUCAUCAGUCAGGCUUUCCCAUUGGUCCUGGAAUUCCCAAAGACUACUUGUAAUCAUACAGACUGAAUCUGUACAGUUAAAGGGUUCUGUAAACUGGGAUCUGAUUUCCUCAGACCUCCAGAAAAGUCACUUGUUGCCUGAACUGAUAUGCUUAAUUGGGAAUGUUUCUUAAAUAACAAAAGAAGAAGGAAAACAACUUCCAAUUUAGAUCAGUGGUGGGUUAAUACAGAGAUUUUUUUUUUUUUUUUUUUAGCCAUGACACUAGGACAAUUUGAUUAUGCAUCUUUCCUGCCAGUGACUUGGCAGGUGACCUGAGCUAAGUCCUUACACAGGGUCUUAUUUAUAAAAGUAAGAGGCCAGCAUUUAUUUUGCAAAGCACCCUAAGAGCUUAACAUGUACAUUUUCCUGCAACUAUAAAUCUUUCUUGUCUCCUGAGGGCUUUCUUUAAAUUAACUCUGGGUAAAAAUUUGAAGGAUGCCAAAGAUACUUUCAAUAAUACAUUUUACAGAUUCUAGCCUGAUAAAAUGGAUUUUUCCAACAGAACCUCUCAAAAAGUUUUCCAUUGAGAUCCAUUGCACCAAGAACCACUUUUUUAGCCAACAUUUAUUUAAUCCUGUUACUGCAGAAUAGAAGAAAUAUCCAACUCUUCUGGAAGAGUAAAAUAUACUUAGGAACAGGAAUAACAUGACCCAAACUGGCACACCUAUAAUCCCAGGACUUUGGGGUGGGGGGAGCAGAAGCAGAAGGCUCACAAGUUCAAGCA
Molecule: messenger RNA, 4733 nt
Organism: Fukomys damarensis (Damara mole-rat)
Lineage: Eukaryota; Metazoa; Chordata; Mammalia; Rodentia; Bathyergidae
Gene: Cd44
Product: CD44 molecule (Indian blood group)
Exons: 19
Coding region: 300-2624 (774 amino acids)
Biological process (GO): positive regulation of ERK1 and ERK2 cascade; cell adhesion; inflammatory response
Cellular component (GO): basolateral plasma membrane; plasma membrane; macrophage migration inhibitory factor receptor complex
Molecular function (GO): cytokine receptor activity; hyaluronic acid binding
Source: RefSeq, a predicted model, not a curated record